CAAGUACCUUGGGUUUCUGUAACCACAAGAAGAGACUACUAUGAUCCUCCAAGACCAUGGCAAGUGUAGUACUCAAAAGCCAGCAUGCCGUAACCCCCCAAGAUUCUCAAUCUACUACUGAACACUUGUAUACGCACACUCAAACUCAGGACUCUUCCAACUUUGACACUCCCUCUACAACAUCAUCUCGCCAGUCACGACAAACACGGCCUUUGCAACAAGAGAUUGAAAUGCCUCCCCCUCCCACUCCUCCACUUCUCACCCUUGUACCGGAAGCCCUACCAGCGGUCAAUUACAUCUCCUAUGCUAAAAUCUAUCUUGGGUGAAUGAGAUGCAACAAGUUCUACGAGCUUAUAGACCGCUCUACUGCAUAGGUUACUGCUCUCGCC
Molecule: messenger RNA, 389 nt
Organism: Aureobasidium subglaciale EXF-2481
Lineage: Eukaryota; Fungi; Ascomycota; Dothideomycetes; Dothideales; Saccotheciaceae
Exons: 1
Coding region: 57-326 (89 amino acids)
Source: RefSeq, a predicted model, not a curated record